AUGUCGACUUCGGCCACAACCGCAAAGUCUAAAAAGACUAGACCCGUGAGGGAGUUGGAGGCAGAGAAUAAAGCCACAACCUCAAUUACUCCAGCUCACUUGGCGAAGAAACGCGCCGUGUCAUCUGCCAAACCGGUCAAAACUGGGUUCGCGUCGAAGACGCGUGGAGUGAAUACGCCUCGUCGAGGUGAUACUUUUACUGAUAGUGGCGUUAUCUUUCGUUACGUUGCUGAAUCCGCGGCAGCUCUUCCAAAGGAGCGCAUGCUGGAUGACCUCCAGUGGUUCAAGCUCUGCGUGAACAAGGUGUUUCCAUCUGGUUUCUCCGGUUUCACUAUCAGGAAACUAACCAGAUUGUGGAACAUCUCUGUAGACAUGCCAAAUCCGCAACUCCGACUGCUUCGUGUAGUCCUCUCAAACCCGGAGGAACCCAAAGCGUUAAUGCGCUUUGCUUUCAAACUCAGGGGUAGUAAUGUCAGCGUUCAGCCGGACCUCCCACUGGCAGAUCGACUGAAGUUAAAGGAAGCCAGCAAAAGCCUCAAAUGCAGGCGGGCGGCUGGGAAGCAAGGCCUUCGUCUUGUGGGUUUUCAGGUGGUCAGCCGGAAGUCAAAUUCUGCCCUACCAGAACCUCUCCUGCUAGCGUACGACUCAGGGCUGGUCGUGCCGAGUUCAUUCGGCUAG
Messenger RNA from Dicrocoelium dendriticum, 678 nucleotides. The record is from the annotation of a GenBank genome assembly. Lineage: Eukaryota; Metazoa; Platyhelminthes; Trematoda; Plagiorchiida; Dicrocoeliidae.